Messenger RNA from Anarrhichthys ocellatus (wolf-eel), 6044 nucleotides. RefSeq names its product hydroxylysine kinase, tandem duplicate 2 (gene hykk.2). Gene Ontology annotation, molecular function: amino acid kinase activity. The record is from RefSeq and is a predicted model, not a curated record. Bases 4610 to 5704 code for a protein of 364 amino acids. Lineage: Eukaryota; Metazoa; Chordata; Actinopteri; Perciformes; Anarhichadidae. The transcript is spliced from 4 exons.
GAAUUGACUGUUUUUUUGGGGCACUGAGGGUUCAUCUAUCGUCGUGACAGUUUGACAGUUUGUCCUUUCAGUGAAAUACAUUAUUUCUGACAUUGUUUCACCAAACGGCUGGCUGAGAUGCCCGGAGGUUAGAAGUUGUAAAACCAAUCUCAACAGCUGUGUCUGUCAAGUGUAUUCAAAGUUGCAUGAAAAAGAUUCACACAUUGGUGGUUUUAAAAGGCAAAAAUGCUAUACACAUGUAUCAGAACUAUACCUCAGAUUCCACAAAUAUUGUUACAUGCUAAUUAUUAAAUAAAUCCCGAAUUACUUCAGGACCUCACUUUGUUUUACAGAUGAUGAGACAUAGCAUACCCCUGAUAAACAGGCCUAUUUUCCCCCAAGGGUGGGUAUUAUUUUGACGGUAAUCACAACAGUAUAUCAGUUCGUAUUAUCAAUUCGAUAAUCAGCCAACAACAUGUAGUAACUAUGAUUGGUUGAUUGAAGGUGUUCAUUGACUUAACUUUAAUGUCUCCGUUUAGUCUCUCAUGCACCUUUAUAACUUGUGGGUUGCUCGCUACUCUGUGUCAAAACUAUUGUGGAGCCAAAAGCAGCAGGAAAACAGUAAUUUCACUUGAUACAUAGAGAUUAGACUUUCAGUGAAUAUUUGAACUCAAAUGUCCUAAUUCAAUAUGUCUAUUAUGAGGAAUAUGUACCAUUACAUUUCUUUUUUUAAAACACUCAUGGAUAAAACAGUUUGACGUAAAUCUUAGGGGAAUGCUGUCUGCAGACCAGCAUGGUGUUUACUGAAAUGAAUGGAGUUUCUGAUAGGUAGGUUUGAUAGGUAUGAUGUGGGUUAGCAUUGGGCAGUUUGAGUGACUAAAAUGACCAUAAUGUGAAUAUGGCAGCUAAUUAAAACACCUCAAAUAUAAACAUAAAAAACACUUUUAGUUUACAGCAGUUCUUUUCCUUUUAGUAAUGAUGGUAAUGCUUAUAAGUGACCUUAUUAUCAAAUUGUAACCACCAGCAUUAUUAUUAGUAUUGGUAUUGAUCAUAGUUUUUGGUAAAAGCAUAAGGAUGUGACACAAAAACAUUAUGUACCUGAUACUGCCCUGGGCCAGUAUUUGUAGGUAAAGUUCUACAGCCUCUGUCAAUCAUGAGAGCACAGUAGAGCCUUGUGCUAUCAAGCCUGAACUUUAAUUACACAGGCAAAAUGAGAUGGAUGGCAAGAAGCAAUCUUUGCAUUUCCAUUCAGAUCCUUUCAGCUGAUCCAAGAUUCAACACACAAGGGUGUAUUCAGUUGAUUGCAAUAUGCAACCUUACCUCUAAAUGCCACUCAAUUCUCAACACUGGUCCUUUGAGGUCUAAAAAAACAUGUUGAAUACAUUUUAAAACUUUUACAAAACUAAAUUUCUCAGUUUUUCAAAUUAAGCAUUGUUUACAUCAGUGUUCAGAAGCAGCAGUCUUCUUAUUCCCUGCCUUGAUUGGUAAAUUGCAAUAUAUAUUUCGGCAUGUCAAUGGUAUUGGAUAUGGAUAUGGCCGUGGAUAUUCAUGUACAGUUCUAAUGCUGACUGUCAACAGUGUCUGUUUCACAGCUACCAUGUCAGACACGUGAAGCUCAUGGGAUUGUCUUAAGUCAUAAGUAAGUGAGGGCAGAUCGUGUCAUGACCGGACAAGCUAAAGGCCAUAUCAUAAAUAUGAGCAGGAUGGCAGAUAGAGACUACAAACACAAUGCAUUUUAAUUUCCCCCCUUUUCCCCCUGUGAGGACCUGUUGUUUACAGGGGAGGUGAAUGCAGGUGAUGUUUCCCUCCCUAUAAAAAUAAUAUUUUAGAUUUUAAGCUCUAUUACAGCAAUAUAUUUUUAUGCCCCUUUGGGGCAGCGUGACAUGCUGACUCUGACAUAUUAGCGCUGACUUUGUCAGUAGUUUGGUGCUGGGCAGGUCUGCGGUACAAUUAUGACAACAUUUUCACUGCAGCCCUCUGAAAAUACUGUAGUGUUGCUGUGAGCAAAUCAAAGAGUAAAAUCAAAACAAUAAGCUGAUGCCAAAUUGCUCUUAAGAGCUGAAGGGGGCUGAGCAGGCCCCCAGGGGCCUUGCCCGCCCACAGAGCUGCGUAUACCACCAUAGAGUCAGGAGUUUGCAGUGUUUGAUCCCGUGCUCAAUUAAUCUCCCUGUCUUUCAGUACUUUGGACAGCACCGCCAUGGUACACGUUUUUUGCAUCACAAUUUAUAAAUAAUCUGAAAAGUUAAGGUAGGUUACACAUUUCACAUUUUUCAACGAUUUAAACGUGCCAGAGUGCACAAACAGCAUCAAAAUAGAACUUCUUUAUCAACAAAAAAAAAAAUCCCAGGGGAGGACCAAACUCGACAAAGCAGACAGAUAGACAGAGUCCUUGCUUUAUCGUGAGACGCAAGAUGGAACUACUGAGACAUAAGCUAGAAACAUGCAACCCAAAAGACGAUUGGGUCGCAUGUUUCUAGUUAGUUAGAUUGGAUAGGAUUUAUGAGUGGAAAUGUCACGGUUUGGCUGGCCUGAGCAAACUGAUGCGUCUUGUUUUGGUCAGUUUGUCCUUUUGUUUUUUGUCAACAAGCCAAUUUUUCUUUGGAGAAUACAGUCGUCAUUGUCCAUUAUACAGGAUAUAUUAAUGAUAAAAACAUAAUAAUACACCUUUUAUAUCACAUCAAAGAAACAUACCAGGAAAGGAGUAAGCUUCACAGUUCAGGUACUAUAGACACUGUGCAAGAUGAGAAUCAGAAAAAUUACGUUAAUACAACCUGCUUUUUUUCACUGUUUUUUAUAACUGUAAGACGAUCCUCAAUUUAGGGUAGGUCAGUCAUGUACUGAUUUACAAAUGAAGUAUUUCUUACUCAUAAACUCUUUUAAGUAGAAAUUGAGACUGUGUUCAGGACAAUAUCCACAGCCUCAUAGGAGUUUAAGAGAGAUUCAGAUUAUAAAUUAGAAUAAUAAAUGACUGAGGAUGUAUUUUGUAAAUUACAAAACUGAAUUUCACAGUUAGUUCAGUUAAAACUGUUGGCUACUAGAAUAAAUAAUGUUGAAAUUCAAAUGUAUUGCCAAAAUCAUUAUUAUAAUUCUUACUAGCCAAUGGUUUUACCAUGUAAUAACGACGUUUGCAAAGAAAAAACACAUUUGCGUUACUGUGUAUAUUUCUUUUUUAAAUCCCACCGGAUGUAGUUUUUUUUGUAAGACGUAAGCGUCGAUAACAUGGUCAGUAAGGAGGAGACACGUCACUUUUUACUACUUGUUCUUCCACACGUGAGGUAGGAUUACAGACCUGUGAGUCUCUUGUUAUCAGCCGCUAUGGCUCUUAUUUAAUGUAACGUUGGCUAGGGUCCGUGCAUGAAGUAUAAUGUUUCUGACAUUGUUCUCGUUGUGUAAUGAACAAUGUCAUUUUAGGGAUAUUGCCGAAUUUCAUUGGCUUAAUGAUGCUGCCUAAAUGUGGUUAACCCUUUGCCUGUAUUAUUUGUCGCAUUGAAUGAACACGCGCAAUACAAUUCCUCGGACACAAACAUGAGCUUGUUCCCUUAUCUAACUUUAAAAAUGAAAAUCGAUUCAAGGAAGUCGAGACCCGGAAACAGAAAGCUCGCCUUCAAAGUAAAAGUUGUGCGAUUUUAAACGUGUUUGCUCCAGCGAUCAAUUUAAGGAGAGCUAAAUGAAAUAAAUAAACAAAUUGCCUAAAUAAUGAAAACAAUUUAUAACCGGUAUGAAGUCGUAUUUCUGCCACUUUCCCACAACUGAUCCUGAAUAAAUUGGCCAAUGACUGCGAACACUGGAAUUAUCUGUAUAUCAGGAUUCAUUAAAUGAUCAAUUUAUUUAUUUAAUGAAUGCUUCUUAUUAAACUAUUUGGGUGAAUGUUACAGGCUAUACUGUUGAGACUUGUAAUGAGUCUGACGUAUUUGGUGCGUGGAAUUGCAUGCAAGUGUUCAUUCAAUGCGACAAUAACACAGGGACAGCGUUAACCGUGUUAAAACCGCAAUACACACGGAUCAACUCUUACAACUCAGUUGCUAUUUAUUCAGACUCGGUAUGUCACAGUUUCUAUUUAACAUUCAAAAUGUAACUUGAUAUAUUAAUGACACCGUCCACAGUUGUGGGUGUAGUCUGUGCAGUUUGUGGUGAGCUUUUAUCGCGUUUAAUCUGAUUGGUUCCUUCCCAUAAACAAAUAAUAAUUAAUUAGUUAAAGAUAUCGGAAAAUAAGGGACAAAUCAUCACACUUUCCCAGGGUCCAAUAUGGCAUGUUUUAUUUGCAAAUAAACACAUUAGAGAAACUGGAUUUUACAAAUGUCUGUUAUUAUUGUACUAUAAAUUACUUUAAAGUCAUGAUAAGCAAAUUUUUUUUUUAUUAUUUGUGUUGAGGGAGAAUGUUAAUUUCACUAUCACUCAACAAUGGUUUCAAAAUAAAAUAAAAAAAAAUCACAUAAUGGCAAAAAUAUUUAAUUUGAUUUCUAAAGAGGCAUGCAACAUGCAGUAAUACACCCUUUGGCAUGCAUUAUGCCGUAAUACUGUACACCCUUUGGCAGUUUCAUACUAAAUUAUUUAUUUCAAAUUAUUAUAAAUGUGCUAUAGGUUACUAUGAUGCUUUUGUUUUGUAAAUGCCUGCUACAAAAUCCUAAACAUGUUUCAUUUUCAUUCAGCAAUAAUGUUAUCAAAGCAUGUCCAGCCCAACUUCAGCCACGCUCAGGUGGUUGAGAUGGUGAAGAGACUCUUCAAGCUGACGCCAUCAGAAAUCCGCUCUCUGCCGAGCUACGAUGACCAGAACUUCUACGUGGCGGCCAUCGAGGGUGGCGAGUACGUCCUGAAGAUAAUGAACUCGGAGGACAGUAAGAACUCCUCCCUGAUUGAGAUACAGACGUACGCCAUGUCUGUCCUGCACCAGAAUGGACUUCCUGCUCAAACAGCCCUGCCCACUGCUUCAAGACAGCUCAUGAGCCUGGAAGAAGCAGAUUGUGGCUAUGGCUGUCAGAAGUACCUGGUGAGGCUGCUGACUUAUUUGCCUGGAACCACUAUUUCCAAGGUUCCUUUAACACCACAGUUACUUUAUGAAACGGGUAAGAUGGCAGCCAGAAUGGACCAAAUCCUACAAAAGAUGGAGCACCCUCAUCUUGGCGUGCUGCAGAGAGAGAAGUUCAUAUGGAGUCUGUCCAAUGUUCCCCUCCUGGAAGCAUACAUCAAUAUAUUAGAGGGAGAUCCUCUUGAAGAGGUUGUGAAGUCAGUCAUUCAUCAGUACAAGACCUCUGUGAUCCCUAAACGCUCCAAUUUCCGCAGGUGCAUUAACCAUGGUGACUUCAAUGACCUCAAUGUGCUUGUACAACCUGAUGAGAGUGACGGCCACAGGAUUUCUGGCAUCCUCGACUUCGGGGACAUGAACAGUGGCUACUACAUCCAUGAGCUAGCCAUCGCCAUCAUGUACAUGAUGAUGGAGCACCCUCAACCUAUAGAGGUGGGUGGACCUGUCCUCGCUGGCUGGGAAAGUGUCCUUCCCCUCAAUGAGGCAGAGAAACAUUGUCUCUAUGUGCUAGUGCUGUCCCGCUUGUGCCAGUCAUUGGUUUUAGCUCGUCACUCUGUGAUUUUGCAUCCGGAAAAUGCAGAGUAUCUGAUGAUUUCCUCCAGGAGGGGCGUCCACACUCUCCGUCAACUCUGGGAGCUCGGGAAGGAGCAGGUGGAGAAGGCAUGGUUUCAGAGUGCAGCUCAAUUCAGGGACAAAUUGUGAAAAAUGUGUCAGGAAAAAUCUUCAACGCACUGUUGCGGUAUCCACCAAAAAUGUUGCCUGUACCCUCUUUCACAAAGUAUUAACAAAUAAUGUUUUUCCCCAAAAAAAUCUGUUAACAUUAAGUGCAAUCACAACUUUGAUGUUUACUGUGCAGCACACUUAAUUUUACCUCCAAAAAAGCCACCACUCACUCAAAAUGUGUAAAUCAUGUUGAAAUUCUAAAUGCAUGUAUUAACCACACACACAUGUGCAGUCACCAGGUGAACUUUUUUCUAACAGGAAUGCAAGUGGUUAUUAGCUUUAGAUUUGGAUUAUUCAUCUUGUCUUUGCAGGAUCUUAU